This is a messenger RNA of Stylonychia lemnae, 1899 nucleotides long. The record is from the annotation of a GenBank genome assembly. NCBI's taxonomy places the organism in Eukaryota, Ciliophora, Spirotrichea, Sporadotrichida, Oxytrichidae.
AUGACUUCAAUUACCUAAUCUUAAUAGACUCCGCAAAGAACUUCAAUUCAAUACAAUCCUAUCAUAAGUCCUAAGAACCAAGGAAGAACAGUAACUAAAAAGCCAAACGUAGAAAUAGAUAUAACAUAGAAUGCUAAUAACUAUACAUCAACUUCUCGCAUUUCUCAAAAUAUAAACAAUUUGAUAUCCCCUAAAAAUGAGCGAAGUGCACAAUAACAAGUGCAAGUCACUCCCAACUCAAGAAAUAUCACAAACCAGAAACAGCUAGGGUCUUAAGGAGGAUCUAAAAAGUAAUUCAUAUCUCCCAAAAAGUCAAUUACCUAGGAGACUACAAGGAAAUCUAUCUUACCAAACAGUGUACAAAAGGCAGGAGGUAAUUCCCUAUCAGCGUAGAAAAAGGAGGAUGGGACUUAAAAAUCUUAAUUGGUACAAUCCUAGACAAAAAAAAACAAGGAGAUUAUUGCUAGUGUUGCUGAGAGGAUUAGUCAAAACUCAGAGCUAAUCAACAUUAAAGUGCCAAGAAGAAGCAGAGUAAAAUAAGGAUAAGAAAGCAAUGGCAAAGUCGAGAUAUGGAAUGGGACAUAUGAAAAUCACUUGAGUAAUGGGCUAGAUAUUACAACUACGACAUAUCAUGCUUCUGACAUUGCAGAUGAGUUUGAAUAUCAGUACAAUCCUAAAUAUAAGGAAAAUGCUGAUCAAGUUCACUCACCUAGUGGUGGUUAAUCUAGAUCGAAAUCCAAGCCCAAAAAUGUAGUUGGCAAAAGAUUCAUGUCCCCCUAACUGGAUUAAAACAACAGAGACAAGAGCAACAGAAGCAAUUAAAGAGCGAGUGUGAGCUAAGCUCGAUCAAAGUCAAAUAAAGGCAGAAAUUCAGAGAUUAAUUAGACUCAGGAUAGCGUUAUUAGAACAUCUAGGAGUACAAAUCAAAAAGUAAAGAAUAGCGAGUAAACUGAGCAAUUCAUAAAAAAUAAGAUCACUUAGCACAUCAAGAAUCAACAAUAACAAUUGUAACCUCAAAAAUCAGUAUUAUCAUCAAACAGACAGUCAAAGAUUUAAAAGUAGCCUUAAAUUCAGAACACUGACGGCAAGGAAUCACUAUCUCCCAGAGUAUAAAUUUAAAAUGAAUUCGCUUCCCCCUCCCCAAAGAAGAGAAAUAAAACCAAAUCCCCUGGCUCCUAGAGAAACAGCUAAGCUCCAAACAGUGCACUUUAAUCUGCUGAGAAAACUUUCGAGAGGCUUUAUAACUUGAGAAAAACUGUUGAUCAAGUUGAUAGCUAGAAUCAGUCCCCUAAUCAAAAUUCUCAGAAAAAGAAAUUGAAGACUGAGGAAUGCGAGAUGCUAUACAAUAGGAUGAAGGAUUACGAGCAGAAGAAGAGAUACGCUAUAUAAAUGCUCUAAGAAGCCAAGCGUAAGGAAGAGGAUGAUGAAUACUUGCAAUCCGUUUACAACAGCAAGCAAAAAAAUAACAAAUUGAUAGAGAAAAUGUCGACCAAGUAAAAACAGCACUGCUAUGAUAGAUUAGCUUAAGAUGCUGAGAAGAGGAAAACCCAAAAGAUAAAAUCACUAUAAUAGCAGGUCAUUUAAUAGGAGCAAGAGAUGCGUGAGUUAUUUAAACCUAAAAUAAAUACAAACUAUAAACCACCAAAGCGGGAUGCGAAUACCAUAGGCGUAUACAAUAGCAAAUUUAUCGAUACUACCAAUUAAACGCAGACUGUACACUCUGAUUUAUCAGGUGUAAGAGAUCUGCCAAAUAACAACUUAGGGUCGAUUGUAUCUUUAUAAACUCAAUCAGUUCAUCAGGUCGUUAGUCCUGUAGGUGGACUUACUCUCGAGUAGAAGAUAGCACUCUUUUAAAGCGAAGCUCAUUACAAGAAGAACAAUAAACAAGGUAACUUAUGA